This is a messenger RNA of Paramuricea clavata, 4658 nucleotides long. Lineage: Eukaryota; Metazoa; Cnidaria; Anthozoa; Malacalcyonacea; Plexauridae. The record is from the annotation of a GenBank genome assembly.
AUCUGAACUGCGCGGAUACUGAAUUAAAUAAUUAAUAUAAGAAAAAAUUGACAAGAAAUGCGUGGAAAAUUUCACAAAAUAAAAAAUUCAAGCUCUAUUUUAUGUCUUUUAUAAUUUGUUUUGAUUAAUUCCUGUCCAAUGGCAGAAAUACGCGUUCUCAACAUUAACCAAAAUGUGGAAAUUUCCUGUGAAAUUCUGGCUGAAAAUGGGGAGGAUAUUUCAAAGCGCCUUCAAAAACUUAUGUUACAAAUUAAGGGGAAAUUCAUGUGCGACGAUGGGAAGUCUGUUGACUACAAUGGGAUAAGAACUAGUGAAACAUUUGCCGAAUAUGUUGAGGAAUCUUCCAGGCUGGUUCAUGUGGAUUUGGCUACACUUACAGAUCAGCAAAAGAUGGCAUUUUUCAUUAGUAUCUUUUGUUAUGAAUUUUAAUUAGUUCCCAUUAAAGUGUCAAUGCGCCCCAAUUAAGGCGCCCUAAUUUAUUAUUUUACUCUGUCUAACACCUGACGAUUUUACUUGUCAACGGAAGAUCACUGGCGCCAUUACGAAUUGAAUGUGGUUGAGCACAUGAAUAUAUCAAGAAUUACCAUACAUUUAUAGUCACUGCGUGUCUUCUGAUUGGCCAGUCUAUCAUAGAGAUCACGCAACCUACACAUAACUCAGUUAUCUGAUAGCAGGUAACCAGGUUAUGUGUAGGUCGAGCCACCUGCGUUGAGUCAUUGUUUGUCGAAAGAGUUAUUGAACAUUGAAUUUGUUUUUUGAAUGUGAUAUCCUGAAUUAUCAAGCUAUAGCUAAGGUCUUGGUAAGUGGUAUCAUGCAGUCAUGCCUUUGGCUCAACUGAUAAUACUUGACCUUGAUAAUUCUGGAUAUCACAAAAACCUCAUCCAACAACUGUCUAUCAUUGAAGCCAAAUGCUGUCAAUUGCCCAGUGCAAUAAUAGUAUACAAUAAUGAUCCUUUUCAUAAUACCCUCCUGACAUCAAUCAUGCAAUAAUUUAUACUCUAAUUGUAUUGCAUUAACUUGAUAUCACAACUCAUCACCGGUAAUGAUUAACCCAUUUCAGCAGCAGCAUUCUCCCCUUGACAUGCAAGUAAAGUAUGCUAGCUGGUGUUUAAUAUAGACAGAGUAAAAUAACAAAAGCAGGGUGCAUCAGGGGACAAUGCCCCUUACAGUAACUGGUAUUGGACUAGGAUGGUCUAUUUUCUUGCUUGAUUUUACUUGUUAAGGGAAAUGUUGGCCAGCUCAAUGGUCAAAUUAUCUGUCAGAGAUGGUUCAUAUAUAAUAUUAUACUUGUUUCCCUAAUACAAUGUGGAUAAAAAGGUACAUGCAAGUAAUGAACCAUAUCUUAACACAUACAUCAUAGAUAUUUAUAAUGCUCUGACAAUUCACGGGAUAUGUGAACAAGGUGUGCCGUCAUCAGUGUUAGGUGUGAAAAAUUUUUGGAAAUCAAUCGCAUAUAACAUCGGUGGUCAUGUAUUUACUUUAGAUGACAUCGAACAUGGAAUUCUCAGAGGUAAUUGCAGUGAUUUUAUAACCCCCUAAAGCACAAGACUCUUCCCUUAACAAAUAAAUUGUUUGGCUCAUUAGACAGAGUAAAAUUAUUAUAAUAAUUUGGGCGCAUUGCAGCUUAAUCAGUGAAUUAGCUACCCUGCAAGAAUACAGUUGGUGGAGUAUGUUAACAGCCAUCCAGUAAUGUGUUAAUUAACCCAUUCAGUGCUAUAAGUGCUCUCCCCUUGUGUAAAAUCGUGUGGAGCAAUGCAACUUAAUGGGUUAAAGUCAUUGAUAUGAUAGCUGAUGAAAUGUGUAACAAAAGCUAAAACAAUACAAGCAUAUUUAAGCCAUAAAAGGCUAUUAUUUAUGAAAAUUUACAUAAAUUUAAGAAUCUGGAUUUGUUUGUAUUGGAUUAAAAAUGAAAGAUGAUUGAUAAAUAUCUUCUUGUGAAUAUAUUUCAGGCAACAGACCGCACCCAUCUAGUCCCAAUCCUUUAUUCAACGACAGUGACCCUCGUCUCCAGUAUUCGCUACAAAGUGUUGAUCCUCGGAUACACUUUGCUUUGGUUUGUGGAGCCAAGGUAGGUUGAGUGUUGAGAUCCAGAACACUCUGGGAAGUGCUCCUAGGUUGGUUCUUAUGUACUGUACCACUGAUUGUGUACAGGAUCUUGGUUUCCUCCUGUAGUAAUACUGCAUCAAUAUGGUGGUGGUUACUGGACCUCUAAGAAAGAGUUUAGACAGAAUUGAUAGGACUAUCCAGUAUAAAUAAAGUCAGAUUAGUUUAGGUUUCCUCCAGAAAUGACCUUCAGGGGAAAAACAGUUUAGACAGAAUUGAUAGGACUAUCCAGUAUAAAUAAAGUCAGAUUAGUUUAGGUUUCCUCCAACAGUUUAGAACUGAUAGAGCUAUCCAGUAUAAAUAAAGUUAGUUUAGGUUUCCUCCUGUAGUAACACUGGAUCAAUAAGAGAUGAUCCUUACUGGACCCCCAGGGAGAACAGUUUAGAACUGAUAGAGCUAUCCAGUAUAAAUAAAGUUAGUUUAGGUUUCCUUCUGUAGUAACACUGGAUCAAUAAGAGAUGAUCUUUACUGAACCCCCAGGGAGAACAGUUUAGAACUGAUAGAGCUAUCCAGUAUAAGUAAAGUUAGUUCAGGUUUCCUCCUGUAGUUUAGAACUGAUAGAGCUAUCCAGUAUAAAUAAAGUUAGUUCAGGUUUCCUCCUGUAGUAACACUGGAUUAAUAAGAGAUGAUCUUUACUGAACCCCCAGGGAGAACAGUUUAGAACUGAUAGAGCUAUCCAGUAAAAUAAAGUUAGUUUAGUUCAGGUUUCCUCCUGUAGUAACACUGGAUCAAUAAGAGAUGAUCCUUACUGAACCCCCAGGGAGAACAGUUUAGAACUGAUAGAGCUAUCCAGUAUAAGUAAAGUUAGUUUAGUUCAGGUUUCCUCCUGUAGUAACACUGGAUCAAUAAGAGAUGAUCCUUACUGGACCCCCAGGGAGAACAGUUUAGAACUGAUAGAGCUAUCCAGUAAAGUAAAGUUAGUUUAGUUUAGGUUUCCUCUUGUAGAAACACUGGAUCAAUGAGAGAUAACCACUGGCACUGAUGACCCUUACUGAACCUCUAGUGAAAACAGUUUACAACUGAUGAGUGAUGGAGCUAUCCGGUAUAAAUUGGAAAGUUAGUUUAGUUUGGCACUUUAGGUUUCCUCCUGUAGUUUACACUGAAUCAAUAAGAGAUGAUCCUUUAACACUGGACCUCUAGGAAGAACAGUAUGAAACUGAUAGAGCUCUAGCUUGCUUAAUUAAUUCCAGCUAGUAACAAGCGCGGGGCACAUCAGCCUGCGUGAAUGUGACCUUACUGGAUCUUCAGGAAGAUAUCCAGAACGAAUAAAGCUGAGAUUAAUUUCAAAUCUACGUACGUUAAAAUGCGCUUUCACCCUAUUACUUUUAACCAAUCUUGUUUCAACUGAUAAUUAAUAUUCGUUCACUCCAGUCUUGUCCUGCAAUCAAUGUUUAUUCAACGACGAAUCUUGAGCGUGGUUUGGAAGCCGCAGCUCAAAACUUUUGUUCUCAAGAAGUUCAUGUCGACUUGAAUGCUAAACGGGUAAGGCCGUAAGGGUACGCCAGAAUCUCACAUCUUGUCUGGCAGCAAGCCUUCAACAAGUUGUGUUCGCACUGCUUGUCCCAAGUUGUCAACAAGUUUGGAACAAGCUGUUACCUUAACAACCUUGUUGAUAUUAUCAGAUUUGUUGCAAGGUUGUUCCAACAAGUCCGAUACAGUCAUGAUAUAACAAUAUUCUUACAACCUUGUGUCGUCGUCAACCUUGUAACAGUCUGUUCCAAACUUGUUUCAACAACUGGGAACAAGCAGUGCGAACUCAACUUGACGACAGCUUGUACACAGAUUUGUAACAACUUAUUUGCAGACGUGGUCCGUAUUUUACACGCGUAAAAAUCUUAUAACAGCUUGUCAACAAGAUGUGUUCGCACUGCUUGUUCCCAGUUGUUGACAAGUCUGGAACAAGUUGUUAUCAUUUUGUAACAAGGUUGAUGAGGCCAACAGACUCGCAACAAGUUGUUCCAACAAGUCUGAUAUCGUCUGCACGUAACAAGUUGUAAACAACAAACUCGUGGCAACUCGUUACGAACAGCCUGUAUUAGUCUUGUUGGAACGACUUGUAGCAACGUUGUUACCGUCGUCAACCUUGUGACAAGGUGAUAAUCCAGAUUGAUAUGAUGUUCCAGACUUGUCACAACAACUUGGAACAAGCAGUGCUAAUACAUCCUGAUAUCGGCAUGACAACAACCUUGUUACAACUUGUUUGCAGUCUGUAACAACUUCCGAGUACAAUUGUUUGGAGGUUUUUUUCUCGUUUUUUCGUAACAUUUUGGUUGUGAAGUUAGUACAUGUAUGUACAAAUUGAAAAUGUCUAUUCUAAUACUAACAGGUCAAAAUCUCUAUUGCUACUAACAGGUCACAUUAUCGAAGAUAUUUCUUUGGUAUAAGUCUGACUUUGCUGAAAAUGAUAUUGAUCUUUUGAGGUAAGCCGAUGCAUACCAACAUAGCAGUCUUUAGUCGAUUGCCUGCAGCUCAUCCCUGGUUCACCUCCGCCGGACCAAAAUAACAAAUUUUAAAAUAAAAUAAAUCACUUCUUUCUCACUUUCAACAGUUGCCGG